AUGCAGGCGCCGAAUGACCCGGUUCAGGAGCAGAACAGGGAGGGUUCUGGGUGUCAGUCAGGAGUCCAGCGGGUGCAAAUUACAGCCGCGUCUCUCUGGAAAUGAUGGCGCUGCCUCCAACGCCGCGCCCCCUGAUGCCGUGAUGCCAUUCAGCCCCCUGUCAAGUGACGAGGAGCACCAAAGGAUGCUGGGGAACAGCAGACUUCUUUAUCCCGGGGCAGAAGACGAGGAAGAGGAGGAGGAGGAAGAGGAGGAGGAAAUGGACGAGGACGAGCGCGACGAGGAAGGAGAGGAGGAUGAGAACGGUGAGCUGGAGGGGGAGGAGGAGGACGAGGAGGAGGAGGUGAGGCGGGGAGGCCCGUCUCGGAUGGGCCGGGGUCAAAGCCACAGGCAGUCUGGGAAAAUGGCCGGACGGCCCGCGGCGGAGCGACGCUCGGGCAAUCCUGGACACACCGCAAACCCGUACUCAUCCAACCCCGGACCCCCCCACCAACAAGCAGCCAAUCAGACGCAGCAGCAGAGGAGGCUGAAGGAGCGCGGCGCCAACUCAACGCCAUCUGAAGAUGCCCACAUCGCCAUGAUGGUGUUCCGCAUCGGCAUCCCAGACAUAAAGCAAACGAAAUGUUUGCGCUUCAACCCGGACGCCACGGUGUGGAAGGCCAAGCAGCAGGUGCUCUGCUCCCUGACCGAAUCCCUGCGGGACGUCCUGAACUACGGCCUGUUCCAGCCCGCCACGGACGGCCACGAUGCCAAGUUCCUGGAGGAGGAGAGGCUGCUCCGAGAGUACCCACAAUCCUUUGAGAAGGGGGUUCCAUAUCUGGAGUUCCGCUAUAAAACCAGGGUCUACAAACAAACCAAUCUGGAUGAGAAGCAGCUGGCCAAGCUGCACACGAAGGCCAGUCUGAAGAAAUUCAUGGACUACAUCCAAACCAGCGCCGUAGACAAGAUGGCCAAGUUUCUGGACAAGGGUCUGGAUCCCAACUACCAGGAUGCUGACACCGGCGAGACCCCCCUGACCCUGGCGGUGCAGUGCGAGCCGGGUGGCGGCGAGGCCAUCCGGGUGCUGGUGGAUGGAGGGGCUCACAUCGACUUCCGUGCCAAAGAUGGACUCACGCCGCUCCACAAAGCUGUUCGAGGCCACCACCACACAGCCCUGCUGGUGCUGCUCUCUCUGGGUGCAUCUCCAGACUACAAGGACCGGCGGGGGCUGACGCCGCUUUACCACACUGUGCUGACGGGAGGCGACACCUCCUGCUGUGAAACCAUGCUGUACCACAGAGCCAAGCUGGGCAUCAGGGACGAGAACGGCUGGGACGAGACGCAUCAGGCCUGUCAAAACGGAAACUCGCAGCAUCUGGAGCACCUCCUCUUCUACGGGGCGGACUCCUCCUCCCAGAAUGCCUCUGGAAACACUGCCUUGCACAUCUGUGCUUUAUACAACAAGGAAAGCUGUGCACGAAUCCUGCUGUACCGCGGAGCCAGUAAGGACACAAAAAACAACAGCGGGCAGACGCCCUUCCAGGUUGCUGUCAUGUCUGGUCAUUUUGAACUCGGUGAAAUUAUUAAAAACCACCGAGAUACGGAUGUGGUUCCCUUCGUGGAGUCUCCCAAGUACGCCCCCCAGAGGCGGGACAGUUCCCGCACCCUGGCAGUGCCCCACCCUCACCCGUUCCUCCGGGCGAACAGCGACAGCAGCAUGAACCUUCCCGACUGGAUGGCGGUGCCCAACGCCCCCACCUCCAACAUCGUGUCUGUGCAGGGCUUCAAGCACACCGGAGCUCUGAGGAGCUCCAGCAGUCCCCGGGGAGCCAGGACGCGCUCGCCAUCGCGAGGGAGGAUCGGGGACAAGGAGGACCGGAGCCGGCAGAGCCGGAGGCAGGGGCCUUCCUCCACCAGCACCACAGCACAAGCUACAGACCCGCGCCGACGCCUCUACAGCGCCGUCCCAGGACGGGUCUUCGUGGCCACUCGAGCGCACUCCGCACAGGGAGAGCGAGAAAUCAGCUUCAAUAAGGGAGACAGGGUCAAAGUGCUGAGCGUUGGCGAAGGCGGGUACUGGGAGGGCACGGUGAGAGGCCGCACAGGAUGGUUCCCCUCCGACUGCGUGGAGGAAGUGAUGCUGCGACAAGACAACCGAUCAGAGAGUCGAGGGGAGCGAGCUAAAAGGCUGUUCAGACAUUACACUGUGGGCUCCUACGACAGCUUCGACGCUCCCAGUGACUACAUAAUCAAGGAGAAGACCGUGCUCCUCCAGAAGAAAGACAGCGAGGGGUUUGGCUUUGUGCUAAGAGGGGCUAAAGCUCAGACUCCGAUCGAAGAGUUCACACCCACUCCGGCCUUCCCAGCUCUGCAGUAUUUGGAGUCGGUGGACGAAGGAGGAGUGGCCUGGAGAGCCGGCCUCAGGAUGGGGGAUUUUCUCAUAGAGGUGAACGGUCAGAACGUGGUGAAGGUCGGUCAUCGGCAGGUCGUCAACAUGAUCCGACAGGGCGGCAACAGCCUCAUGGUGAAGGUUGUCAUGGUAACGCGCAACCCAGACAUGGAGGAGGGUUCCAGGAAGAAAAUCCCACAGCAGAGUAAGAGGCUGAACACGCCGGCCAUCGCCCUGCGGUCCAAAUCAAUGACUUCAGAGCUGGAGGAAAUGGUGGAGAGAGCUGCUACCCCAUGGAAAAAAAAAUCAGAAUUCGAAUCCUCACAAGCUGCAGAGAAGAAGAGGACAGUCUAUCAGAUGGCUCUGAAUAAACUCGAUGAAAUUCUUGCAGCAGCUCAACAGACAAUCAGCAACAAUGAGGCGCCGGGGACACGGGGACAGGGGCCAAAGAGAGACAGGGGGAGGAGUUUCUAUGGCAAUGAGGUUUACGGAGAUCAGUCCGGGAUGGGGCUGAUGUCGUCAGGGUUGGGCCUCGGUUACGACCGUGGACAAUACACCUCAGGUCAUGCGCCCCCGCACGGUAUGCUGCGGCAGAAAUCCAUCGGUGUGCCUGAGGAGGAAAAGCAGUUCCUGCAUCCUCCAGCGGUGAAGUUUGCCAGAAGUCUAUCGGUGCCCGGCCCUGACGACAUUCCUCCUCCUCCGACCACAGCUCCACCGGAGCCUCCAUUCUCCUCCGCUCCUCCACUUGGUUGGAGAGCCAAGUCAUCUCAGCAGCCCUCUGUCUCCGUGUCCCAAUCUACGUCCACCUCUGCACACUACCAGCCCUACUCCCAGGCCCAGUCCGUGCACUUCACCCAUGGUGGCAGGGAGAGGGCGGGUGGUGCCAGUGCUGGAGCAGUGGACCACACCACAUCUUAUGCACACGCUGCAGCUGUCCACACAGCUCAAAGCAGGACUGCUUCGCGAAAGGUUGCCUACACUGGGGAACCUGUUGGGGCUGGGACGGGGGUUAAGGCAGCAGGUCUCCGAAGAGGCUACAGCACAGCCGUCCCUCCAUCCAGCAUCGCAACAGUGAUGCCCCAGCAACAACAGACUACCCAGAGCCAAGCCCAGCGUGCAGACCGCAGCGCAGCUGCAGCUGGGGGUCCUAAAGGAGGGGCCAGGAGAGGGAAAGGCCCUCUAGUGAAGCAGUCCAAAGUGGAGGACCUGCGUGCCGGCCAGGGAACUCUGGGGAACAAAGACUCUGUGGAGAAAAGCUCCAUCCCUAUACCCACCAUCAUCGUCAAGGCCCCUUCAACCAGCAGCAGUGGGCGUAGCAGCCAAGGCAGCAGUGUGGAGGCUGACGUUCCUACAUCAGGGGAGGCAAAUGAGACAAAAACAUCCUCUACUCCCGCUCCACAGCCUCCUGCGCCACCAUCCAUUCCAGCACCGCCACCUCCCUCUUUGCCUUCAAUUCGGGCCCAGGAAAACUUGGACUUCACCAGCCAGUUUGGGGCUGCCAUUGUUGGUGCAGCUCGCAGAGACCGGGAGCGGUUUCACGAAGCACGGCGAAAGAGCGCCUCCUUGUUCAUGUCGGCCGAGGAGGACGUGAGUCUUGAUGGAAUAGGCGGGAUAGCACGGACUCAGGUGUCCCAGCAGCCGCUCAACACACAGGCUGACAGUUCAUCGACCCGACUACGGCCCUCAAAAUCCAUUGAUGAAGGCAUGUUCUCUGCAGACACCUUCAUCCAUCACACCCGGAGUAUGCCCCCAGCUUUUGGCCUGCCUGAAUACUCCACGCCUGCCCUGGACUAUCAGCCCAAAUCUGUGCCUGCUGAUUUGUACACGGCAGCAGGCAGACAGCCCACACUCCCCGCAAACACCACCUUCAUCCACCCUCUAACGGGGAAAGCUCUUGACCCCUCAUCACCAUUAGGGCUUGCCCUAGCCGCUAGAGAACGCGCCCUGAGGGACGACACCACGCUCAGAAGAGGACCGGAGCAUCACUUCGUCCGCCAGAUGUCGAGCGUAGUCUUCCCUUCGUCCUCUGUCACCUCUCAGGCAGCGUCAUCCACAUCGCAGUCCUCCAGCUCGUACCUGGUCACCUCUUCCUCCCUGGCGGCCACUACCCCCACAGUUGGUCGCCCGCCGUCUCCCAGAAUCCUCAGAGGAGUUGGGAGUUCAUGGGGCGAGGAAGGUGGUGGUGGUGGAGGAGAGAGGGAGCGGGAAGGAGGGAGUCGGGAAGGGCUCAGGGUUCGCUUUUCGGAGGACAAAACGGUCCACACGCACCACUAUCAGUCUCAGCCAUAUCAGCCUUCAUACAAGGAGCGGGAGCGCGACCGGUCGAGGGAGAGGGACAAAGACAGGGAGGGGUACUUGAGGAGGGCAGAGCAGACUGCUGCUAAUGCGGCGGCAGCUGAUAGUGCCGCCCAUCAGGUGUCCCAGUCUCAACAGCCUCGGAGGCCCACUUUUCUCAGGAUGGAAAGUCAAGCGGAUGCUUAUCGGCUGUCCCUCACACCUCCUUCCCCUCCAGCAACCAGCACCCAGCAACCGGGGAGCAAUGCAGGAGGCAGCGGGACGGGCCUGAUGGUUCUUCCUCCUCCUGCUCCUUCAAUUGAUGCCGACGAUGAGUUUGUCUACGUAGACCCCCUCCCACCGCCGUUAGGCCCCCACCACACCCGGCUGUCUCUCCACCGCCUCCCCCCGGAUCGUACCAUCGCCCCUUCUCCAUGUCGCACCAUCUUUACAACAGCACCCCCGCUACUGGACGGUCUUCACCCACACCUCCGUCGCACACAAUCGCCCCACCCCCAGCAUACCGUGGUCCCCCUGCUCACCCUACAGCCGCCACCUCCGUCCCGCACAGGGGCACCGCCUCCCAUGCAACGACCGCUAGCUGUGCUGCUACAACCACUGCUGCUGCCACCACAACAAGCACCUCCAUCCAUCUCUACCAGGAGAGAACACAGAUGACGCACACGGCCUCGUCCACCGCCGCCGCCGCAGGCAGUCGUAGGGCAGGGGAGCAACAGCGCUCUUACCCCACCACCAAAAAAGGAGAGUCCCAGGAGACGGUGGUGGACUCUGGGAUCGAGGAACUGGACAGUCGGAGCAGCAGCGACCACCACCUGGACAGCAUCCUGGGGCUGAGCGGUGCUGGCGUUCGUGGGGAGAGGCUGGACCGAGGUGAGAGGUUAGGAGUGGGAGGACGACUGGGAGGAGGCGGGGCAGGAGAGACCGAAAGAGGAGGGGGAGAUUUUCUUGAGUCUUACAUGAGCUACUUGGACGGGCAAACUUUCGAGAUGCAGAAUGCAACAGCCGCAGCCUCCACCUACCCGAAAACGAGCAGGUUCAGGGAAGGAGGCCGUGCCGGCGAGCUGCAGAGACAGACCAGCACCGCUCCGCCAUCCUUCCACUCCCACAGGCAGAGGACGGACCAGGAGGAGGACGAGCUGGAGGAGGGAGUGGCAGACGACGAAGGCGGCCAGGACGCGUAUAAUAUCAGGGACAUGCAAAAUUUGGGACGUCCUACUUCGCCGUAUUUCGAUCGGCCGCGCACGCCGGACAUGAAGCCUCUCUGGGGGGACGGGCAGAUGAGUGGAGAUGGAAGCGGCCAGGCGGGAUCGCUUUUGGAAGGGAAGAAGAUUUACCCCCCUGUUUCCAGUAUGAAGCCCAGCAUCAUUAAUGAGCUGAGCAGCAAACUGCAGCAAAGAAGCAAAGACAGCUGGAGCAGCCAGAGACCGCUGAGCAGACACAGACGCAGAAACAGGUUUUCAGAAGACUCGGCUUCAGCUCUGAGCCCCCCCUCGGCUCGAUCUCAGUCACCGUCUCCCAUCUCAUUAUCGCAGCCGUCGUUAUCUCCAUCUCCCACCCCGGCUUCCCAUUACCCCAACUGGGGGCGAGCGCCAUCCCCUCAGCCCCCCGCCGCCUCUCAGCCGCCACGUUCCCAUUCCCCGCUGUCCCCCACAUCCUAUUCCCCGUACCCCACCUCCCCCAAGCACAGACCUGUCUACCGGACCAAAGCUCUAGAAUUUCAGUUCAUCCCCAGUCGAGAGUCUCGAAAAGCAGAAUCCCACAUGCUCCAGCGCAGGAGAGCCCCCAGCCCGCUCAUUUCCCCGUCCGAGAGGCCCAAGGUGGCCCCGCCGCGCCCGUCCUCCCUCCCUCUGCUCCCUACCUCACCUCUGUAUAGUGCCAUCUACGACCUCCGCGGUUCCAUCACCCCGCCAUCGCCUGCAAACCCCCUCGGAGAUCCCUACUUCUCCCCUUCCCCCCCCCUGUUUGCCCCAUCUGGGGCGCCGCCUCCUCCAAACUCCACCCUGGUUGUGUCUCGAUCGCUUUCUCCAACUCACUUUCUGUCCGGGACAUCGUCUCCGCCCCUACACCCUAUCCCUCCGCCCACCUGUCUGAGUUACCCCCAUUUACCGCCCCCGUCCCCCACCAAGCCCUUUGCCUCCAAGCCCCUCCCCUACUGGACCAAGUACGACGUCGCCGACUGGCUGGGAUACCUGAACCUGGGAGAACACAGAGAGCGUUUCCUUGACAACGAGAUCGACGGCACCCACCUGCCCUCCUUGACCAAGGAAGACUACCUGGAUCUGGGGGUUACGAGAGUCGGGCACCGCAUGAACAUAGAACGAGCUCUGAGGAGCGUGAUAGACAGACUGUCCAGCAGCCCUUUCCCCAUCUCCGUCCUGUCACCUCGGGACGGACAGACGGAGAGGAGGAUGGAGGACGGGAGUCGGAGCUGAGGCUGCGGAGAGAGAAGUGAGGAGGUGCAACUGCUGCUAUCCACAGAGGAUUCACACAACAAAGGACGGCGAGGGGAAGGGCGGCUGACCCCGGACGAUUCACACGCUCUCUACAUGCACACACCAACACGCCAUCGACGAACCAUCGGAGGCCAAAUGGAGUUUUCAGUCUCCACUCUCCUCAUCCGGCUGCUCCUGUUCAGGGUGAAUGCUGGUGAAUGUGAGCAUGCUGAGUGGAAGCAGCAGAUGGAUCCCUGGUCACCUCGGUUCCGGGCGGGGAGACUUGCUGUGUGUUUGGCGUGGAUCGGGCACGUGUUGUUCGUACCUCAUGGCUGGUAGGGCUCGGUUGUCGGUGCGCCCUAGAGCUCUUUAUCAUCUUCUAACAACAUAUAUACAGACUGGUCACUGUAUCACCAAUUUGUAGCAAAAACAAGUGCCCAGACCAACAACAUAAAAUAUUACUGAUGUGCACACCACUCAUGUCUGCCCAGCCAGCAGGGCGAAAGGGACCCCAUGUGGUUUAAAAGAGGGCUGAAAAUGUGGACCCCAAAUGGGUUUGUUCACGGUUUCUGUGGCUCCACCUGAGUUGGCCCACAUUGGCUGAUGUGGGAAAUCAGGGAGUUGGCUCGCUACGCUAGCCAGCCUCCUGGAGGACAGCUAGCUAGCUCUAUACGGUGAAGCUACCUAGCUCUAUACAGUGGAGCUUGCUAGCUUGCUAGAGAGGAUCUCGCUAGGUCGCUACAAAUAAGCUCACUAGCAUGCUACAGUGAAGCUUGCUAGCUUGCUACAGAGCAGCUGGCUACAGGGGAGGUCACUAGAUAGAUCCAAAGGAGCUUGCUAGCUUGGUACAGAUGAGCUGAAGUAUACUGAAGCGGAGCUUGCUAGCUCGAUACAAUGUAGUUCGCUACAGAUGAGCUCGCCAGCAUGCUACAGUGGAGCAUGCUAGCUCGAUACAGAAGAUCUUGCUAGCUCACUACAAAUGAGCUUUCUAGCAUGGUGCAGUGGAGUUUGUUAGCUUACUACAGAGAAGCUCGCUUGCUCACUACAGAUGAGUUCACUGGCGUUCUACAGCGGAGCUCGUUAGCUUGCCGCAGGGUAGGUCACUAGCUCAAUACAAUGGAGCUCGCUACAGAGGCUAGCAUGCAACAUCAGAGCUUGCUGGUUUGCUACAAAGGAGCUCGCUAACUUGGGACAGUGGAGCUUGCUACAAGGGAGGUCACUAGCUCAAUGCAAAGGAGCUUGCUAGCUUGCUACAGGGGAGGUAUCUAGCUCAAUAAAACGUAGCUCGCUAGCUCACUACAGAUGAAUUUGCUAGUAUGCUACUGUAGAGCUAGCUAGCUUGAUACUGAAGAUCUUGCUAGCUCGCUACAAAUGAGCUCUACCAUGCUACAGUGGACCUUGCUAACUCAAUACAGAGGAGCUUGCUAGCUUACUACAGAGGAGCUUGCUAGCACGCUACAUUUGAGUUAACUAGCAUUUUACACCGGAGCUCGUUAGCUUGCUACAGGGUAGGUUGCUAGCUCGAUACAACGGAGCUCGCUACAAAGGCUGCAGCGGAGCUCACUAGCAUGCUAGUUAGCUCGCUACAGCAAAGUUUGCUAGCUUGCUGAAAUGGAGCUCACUAGCUUGAUACAGCAGAGCUCGCCAUAGCAGAACUUGCUAGCAUGCUAAGCUGUCCACCAGGCAGCUGGUUAGCGUAGCGAGCUAACCCACUGACUGCCCACUUUAACCCACAUUUUCUGCCUCUUGUAAACCACUUGGGGCCCCCAUGGCGUCGCUGGCUGGGUGCAUGCACCAAACAUGUAGACGCUCCUGAUGUGAGCCAAUGGGACACCUUCUAUAUAGACACAUCUCAUUUUUGGAUCCAUGGAGGAGGCGGGCCGCGCUUUCAACUGUUAGGUGGGAUUUACGUGAAGAGAAAUCUUCCAAAGGAUUUUUUUUUUUAAUCAGAGAAAGACUUCUUCUUCAGCAUGAAGACAGGUGCUGCGCGCGGGGAUGAAGAGUAAAAACUGCCACUUUCGUCUUCUAUCCCACCUCCGCUCCUCGGGGAGGAGGAGGCAGGAGAACCCAGACGUCCAGUUUUAAUACUCUGAUUGUUCUUAAACUUUUUAAACUUUAAACGGGAUCACUGGAAUAUUGAUACGAAGAGAUUUGUCCUUGCUUUUUAUCAUUACUAUCAUCGUCCUUACUGUUAUUGCUGCUUUAUUUCAAGCUGAAGAUAAUCAUUGUGGUAACAAAUAUUAUAAAAGUGUGUAAGGGUAUUUUUUGAAAAAGAUGCACUUGAUCCAGAUCAUGGCGAGAAGACGUGUGAAGCACAUUUCUCCCACAUUUUGCUGUUUGACUGUGAAGCUUUCAUUUAAAAUGUAAAGAAAAAAAAAGGCCUCAAAGUAUAAUUUUCUCUCUUUUUAAAUGUGCACUCAGUGUUAUGGAGAUGCUGUAAGGAUGUAGCAGCUGUUGCUAUGGAAACGAGGACUUUUAUUCUAAUCUUAGGAUUUUCCAGACCCCUUUUUUUAUUUAUGUUUUAUUUUUUUGUGCACUCUUCAGUUUUUGCUGAGAUCAAAUAUAAGGGCUCUUUCAUGACCUCUACCUUAAGCAACUCUUCACCUCUCCUGCUGUCCUCGAAUCCACAAACACUUUGGUCAAACGUGAAUUAGACGACCAUUUCUGCUCUCUUUUAAAAAAAAGUAAAGUUCUUUGUUUGUUUCUCAAAGUGCACAGCGGCUGUGAGAUGUGAUUCUGCAGAAGAGUUUUGUAUGUUUAUGGGCAAAAAGAGAUUAUAUUUAGAUGUAAAAGAAAUAACAUUAAGGACGAUGAAAAUAAUGGUCAUAUAUCUAUGAUUUAAGAUGUAUAAAAAAAAAGAAAUCUGAAAAGUUCUAAAGAAUCUCUGUCUUCCAAAUAAUGUUUAACAAGAAAAUGUAUUUAUUGAACUGCUCUGCUUCCUAUACAGUUUGACCCGUUCUUUGCGCUCCUUUUCUCUCAUUUGCAUCUUCCAGCAAACGGUCACGUGCGCCAAACAGCUCGCCACCUGUAUCUGUGCAUUAUGCAACGACCUUCUUCUCACGACCAGCUGUGACUUCUUACGCUUGGAGGUCAUUGUGGUUCCGAUUCUGCUUCCAUCCGGUCUGUUUAAGCUGGAGCCCAAACAUUUCCCUGCUGAUCAUCUUUUUGAAGUGAAACCAGAUCCUCGUCUGGACGAAAACACUCGAGGGAAUCGGUCCGACUCUAUAGAAAGCAAUCGUUUUCUGUUAAGAGAUCUUAAAAAAAAAAGAACUGAUAACGUUAACUUACAGAAUAUAUAUGUAUAUGUUAUACGCAUAUACACACAUUCAUACAAAUAUAUGAAUUUCAGAUGUUUUAAGAAAUAAAUUGUUAGAAAUAUAAUAAACAGAAACAGUUCUAAUUGA
Molecule: messenger RNA, 10499 nt
Organism: Oryzias melastigma (Indian medaka)
Lineage: Eukaryota; Metazoa; Chordata; Actinopteri; Beloniformes; Adrianichthyidae
Gene: shank1
Product: SH3 and multiple ankyrin repeat domains 1
Cellular component (GO): dendritic spine; postsynaptic density; postsynaptic membrane
Molecular function (GO): ionotropic glutamate receptor binding; synaptic receptor adaptor activity
Source: RefSeq, a predicted model, not a curated record